UCAAACAGCACAUUUCACAAAGAAAAACACAUCGGAUCUUUUCUCAUUCGUUUAUAACUUUUCUCGUCUGUGUUUCUAGUUUUAUGGUGAGAGAAUCAAUGGAGGUUACUCAAUAUCAUCAAGGUGAUUUUAAUAAAGGUUCGAGUUCUAGGGUUUCCAUGAACAAGAAUUCACAAGUAAUAUCCAAGAUCAAGCCCAAGAUUCGCAUCAUCCAUAUAUUCGCACCGGAGGUCAUCAAGACCGACGUCAAGAACUUCCGUUCACUCGUACAAAGUCUAACCGGAAAACCAGCAGCCGUAGAGGUCAAAACCGGUAAAAGGAGUGCCAGACCGAGAAUUCCCACGUCUCAAGAACCGGUUUGCGGAGAUCAUCAGCCGGUUAACAGGCGUACGAGUUUCACCGGUUUAUUAGCAAACGGUGGAAACCAUGAGGUAAAAGAAGAAUGGGGAUCCUGUGAUCAGAAUACUACGAACACAAACACUUACUUUGACCUAGAAGGUUUGAUCCAAGAUGUAGGAGAAGAUUACUUCUCUUCGUUUCCCAUGAGAUCUUCUCCUUCUUCUUCACAAGUUGAAGGGUUCAUCUUCAACAACAACAACACCAGCAACAGCUUCGAUACAAAGGGUCACAAUAUUUCAUAAGCAACCAAAGGUUUUAUCUUCUAGCUAGGCGUUUCUCUGAUCCUUCAAUCGCAUUGGUUGAUGAGAUCUAAUCGUUUGGGGAAUGAAAGCAAACGAAAAUUGUCAUGUUUUUGGGAUUUUCAUUUUGAUGGGUAUGAUGAGAAAAUGAAACUUUUGGUAGACUGACUUUGCCAAGGUCGAGGGUUGUAAUGGAGAGUUUAAUUUAUGUGCAGUCCUUCUCGGAGAAGUGACUGUAUCUAAUCGUCGUGGGUAAAAAUCCCAAGUUAUUUUUUAUGUAACUUCAUUGAUGUGCUACUAUUGGAUGUGUAAUAAUUCUUUGGUGUGUGUGCUUUGAUUAUCUGUUGUA
This is a messenger RNA of Brassica oleracea var. oleracea, 987 nucleotides long. Its product is annotated as VQ motif-containing protein 18-like. The coding region runs from base 84 to 641 and encodes 185 amino acids. The transcript has a single exon. Lineage: Eukaryota; Viridiplantae; Streptophyta; Magnoliopsida; Brassicales; Brassicaceae. Gene Ontology annotation, cellular component: nucleus. The record is from RefSeq and is a predicted model, not a curated record.